UUUUAUGUACGUCAUUCAUAGGAAGAAUAGAUUGGAGUUGGAUUCGGUUGGAAUUAGCGAAGGUUAACGUUUGAUUCCCGGUUUAGAGUGUAUCUAACUUCUUUAUAAAUUAUAAAAUGGCUCUGUUUAGAAUACUUGGAAGCAGAAUUGUUAUACAAUCACAGGUUAUUGUUCCAGUUUCUAUUCUAAAUAGAAAUAUUUCCGAUUCUACGGAUUUAAAAGGAAUUUUGGCAAAUAAAAUAAUUGAACACCAAAAACGGGUGAAGAAAUUUCGAGAAGAAUAUGGUGAUAAAGUGAUUGGUGAAAUAACAGUUAGUCAGGUGAAUUUUAUUUCUUUUUUUUUCUUUUCUUUAUCUAAUAAUAAAAUUAUCAUCUUUUUAGCCUUGAGAACUAUUUUUGUUCUAAUAAAAUUUAAUUAUAUUGAA
This is a messenger RNA of Centruroides sculpturatus (bark scorpion), 425 nucleotides long. Its product is annotated as probable citrate synthase 2, mitochondrial. The transcript has 3 exons. The record is from RefSeq and is a predicted model, not a curated record. The annotation marks the transcript as partial. NCBI's taxonomy places the organism in Eukaryota, Metazoa, Arthropoda, Arachnida, Scorpiones, Buthidae.